AACCAUAGGCCCAAAGAGUUAAGGCUGCAAGGGCUCCCCCACCCCAUGCAUGCUGGGUCAUACCCAAAACACUUGUUUUGCCACCCCUCUGCACCCAUACAUGUGCUCAGCACCAUUCCUGCCACAUCCUGGGCUCCCCUUCCUCAUGAUUUCACCCCAGGGAUGGACAGGGUUCCAGUUCCCAAAGCUCCAAGCAGGAAACCAUCACCUGGGAUGCUGUAAAAACAAUGAUCUGCUCAUGCUUUCUCAUUCUAAAAGCUGAAAAGGGACCCAUACGGAUACUGGUUUGGGAGGAGUUGGAGAGCCCUGGGAUGGACCAGCCCUGGGAGCAUCCUUUGCCAUGGAUCUGUCCCUGCAGCCGGACCUUGCCAUGCUUUUUGAUGCAGAAGCUAUGGAACAGCCCUGACCCGCUCUGCCCGGGGGAGCAGGCAGGGAUGGCAGCCAGCCCCCGCCUGCCCCUGCCCCGUGCUAAUGAGCGAGUUACACAACAAGGAGCUUUUAUACUUGGUUAAUCGGGUCCGGCAUCCCGGCUCGCCCCUCCACGCACACUCGGGCUGGCCAGCGCAGCCCCAACUCCCUCCUUCCCUCCCAUCAGCUGCCUUCUGUAAUGCUGGAAUGGGGUUUCUCGCCGGGGCUGUGCUGCCUUAAUUACAAAGCUGCAGUGAGUUGAUGCCUUGUGACGGUCUAAUCCCAAACCGCUGACUCUACAAAGCUUUUGCCCCUCUUUCUGCCUGCUCCACUCCGGCCUUGCCUUCCACGCGUCCAUCUCGGUCCCCGUGCACUGACCCUCAGUUCAGCUUUUCUAUCCCUGUGUCCUGCAGCUGACAGAGGACAGAGGACAGAGGACGACAUGUCUGCGGUUACGGGCACCUUCCGCAUCAUCUCGGAGGAGGAGCAGGCCCUGCGCUCCAAGCUGGAGCACCUCACCACCAAGGACCACGGCCCCGUUUUUGGGAGGUGUGAGAAGAUCCCCCCGCACACCAUGCAGAAGGCCAAGGAUGAGCUGAACGAGACGGUGGAGCAGAGGGAGGUGGCAGUGAAGGCGCUGCGGGAGCUGGUGCGGGAGCGGGCGGCCGGUGAUGAGGUGUGCCAGGCGGUGGCAGAGAAGGUGCAGGACAAGGACGACUCCUUCCUCCUCCGCUUCAUUCGUGCCCGCAAGUUUGAUGUCCACAGGGCCUACGACCUGCUGAAAGGCUACGUCAGCUUCCGCCAGCAGUACCCGGAGCUCUUCGACAACCUGAGCCCCGAGGCCGUGCGCAGCACCAUCGAGGCCGGCUACCCUGGCAUCCUGGCCAGCAGGGACAAGUAUGGCCGGGUCGUGAUGCUCUUCAACAUCGAGAACUGGGACUACGAGGAGAUCACCUUCGACGAGAUCCUUCGUGCCUACUGCGUUAUCUUGGAGAAGCUACUGGAAAACGAAGAGACCCAGAUCAAUGGGUUCUGCAUCAUUGAGAACUUCAAGGGCUUCACCAUGCAGCAGGCAUCAGGGAUCAAACCCUCCGAGCUCAAGAAGAUGGUGGACAUGCUGCAGGACUCCUUCCCAGCGCGGUUCAAGGCCGUCCACUUCAUCCACCAGCCCUGGUACUUCACCACCACCUACAACGUGGUCAAACCGUUCCUGAAGAGCAAACUGCUGGAGAGGGUCUUUGUGCACGGAGAGGAGCUGGAGUCUUUUUACCAGGAGAUUGAUGCUGACAUCCUGCCAGCAGACUUUGGUGGCACCCUGCCCAAGUACGACGGCAAAGCUACUGCAGAGAAGCUCUUUGGGCCGCGCAUCGAGGCUGAAGACACAGCUCUCUAACCCAGCACAGUAGGAUCAGGGGUGGCUCCCUAACCCCAGCCACCCCCUUGCCGUAGCACUGGUUGGAUGACUGUUCGUGAUGAGGUUGUUCCUUGCCUGUCCCUCCUCUUGCCUCCCCACACCAGGCAGCGGGCUGCCCGGCAGCUCUGUCCCUCCCAGGCAGAGCAUCCUUCUCUCAGGAGCCAGCACAGGAAGGAGGAUACCAGCCCUGGAGCUGCGGUGAGGGGACAGGGGAGCGUCUGCUCUGGGAAGGGAGGGCUGCAGCGAGGCAGAAAUAAAGUGGUGUUGAACAGCAGAGUUCUGGGGUUGCUUAUGGCAUGUGGCAAGGAACAGGGCUCCU
Molecule: messenger RNA, 2141 nt
Organism: Pezoporus occidentalis (night parrot)
Lineage: Eukaryota; Metazoa; Chordata; Aves; Psittaciformes; Psittacidae
Gene: RLBP1
Product: retinaldehyde binding protein 1
Exons: 8
Coding region: 851-1801 (316 amino acids)
Cellular component (GO): membrane
Molecular function (GO): phosphatidylinositol bisphosphate binding
Source: RefSeq, a predicted model, not a curated record